Prunus persica (peach) is the source of this 1610-nucleotide messenger RNA. RefSeq names its product coiled-coil domain-containing protein 93. Bases 552 to 1340 code for a protein of 262 amino acids. Lineage: Eukaryota; Viridiplantae; Streptophyta; Magnoliopsida; Rosales; Rosaceae. The transcript has 8 exons. The record is from RefSeq and is a predicted model, not a curated record. Gene Ontology annotation, biological process: Golgi to plasma membrane transport.
CCAAAAAUGAUUUUAGCCAAUUCAAAAUCACUCUCAAACGAGCCCUUAGAAGUCCACGCUACUAAGCCCAAUGUUAAUUUGUUUCCGGUUGAAAACUAAUUAUCUCGUCUUCAUAGUUUCUGACCAAACAUAGUUGACUGAACCCUAAUUUCAAAAAUAUAUAUUAACCUCAAAUGAGAAAGGAAAAAAAAAAAAAAAAAACCCAAUGUAAAAAGAAAUUUGGCAGGCCGAUGUUACCCUGCAAUCUUCAUCCAAUACUUGACAAUCUCUUAAGCUCAAAGCCCAAAUCUAAUGCACUCGAGAACACCAGAAGCCCAAUUUCUUGAGCCCACAAAAUGCCUCGUGGUUUAGGGGGAAAAAGAAAACAGAAAAAGAAAAAAAAAAGUUCGUUACGCGGCCUGGUGCAUCGCCGUCCUAAACUGUCAAGUUCCCUCACUCACUCACCCCCAAUCCGACAUUGUUCGCAACGAAGCCCGACCAAUUACAAAACGCCGUCGUUCUAUAAACUGUUGUGUUUUUACUGUGAAACUUAACAAUUCGUAAGAUCAACGAUGUCAGAAGACAAUCUGAAUGAAUUGAUUGAGAGGAAAGCGAAUGUUACGAAUGAAUUGCAGAGUUUAAGAGAGAAAAUCGAUAAGGAAGGAGAUAAAGCUGCGGUGCACAAGUUGAUAUCGCUGAGGCAGGCAUUGAAGGAGCUGGAAAGGCAAGAGCUUGAAAUCCAGUCUUCUAGUAAUUCUGAAUUGGAUGCUGAGGUUCGUAGAUUGGAGGACCAAAUAACAAAUGGGUAUGAUGGCCAGACUGUCUCUGAUGAAUUGGAUCGUCUGUUGAGUGAAUCAGUGGAGAAAAUUGAUUCAGCUAAAGGGGAACUUGCAGCUAGAUCAAGGGCAGUGCUGGCAGUGCAGCGACAGAUUGAUGAUGUUCCAUCUCAAUCAGAACUCAUCCAGUAUGAACGCCGGUUUUCAGAACUGAAUGCUCAAAUUCAGGGAAAACUUCAACAAACUCGUAAAUUCUAUGCCACAUAUAAUGCACUUUUGGAGAUCAAAGAAUUGAUGCUAAAGGAAACAUCUUUAUUGAAUUCAAUAAGUUCACAGUUUCAAGAUGCAAUCACUAGCACUGAUGGUCGCAUGAAACUUAUUAACUCCAUGGAGGGAAUCAUAAAGGGCAGUCAACAGAAGCUACUAAAGGUACAACUUGGACUUAAAGAAGAGCAAAAAGUUUGUGAUGCUCUGAAGGCGAAGCAUGUUGCAGCAACUGCAGAGCAAAGGCACUGCUAUUCUCUCUUAAAAGCUUUCCAGGAGGAAUGUACAAAGAAUGAGGUACUCAGAAGAGGUGCCGCUUAGAACAUCUCCGCAGCAUGUGAAGUCGAGUUGUUAAACCAACUUCAUGCGCAUCGGUUGAAUGCUUACUUAUUCAUUUGAAAUGAAGGAUUGGUCAUCAUAAGUUCUUGUAAAUUAAAAAUCAAACAUUUUCCAGGUCGAGCUUCUUGAAUGUUGUACUACGUACCAAGAUAAAAAUAAUGAAUGGAAAGAUCAGCUUAAUCAGCUUGAUGUAGAAAUUCAACUCAUCUUUUUCAUACUGGAUGUGAAUGAUGUGAGCGACGUCUUAUUCUC